CGGCAAUGAUUACAAGUGUAAAUAAGCGGCAUCUACGCACGAGCUUUCCACGCAUUGGUUGAGGAGCAGCUUUCUCAGUAUUCAACUGAAUCACCAAGCUUCCUGUGUGUCACCCCACGGAAUUAAACGACUACUUGACUAACCCAUCUUAUAAGCUGCGUUUCUCUGCAGAUUGGAUUAAUUAACAUAGAUUUAAUGGCACUGGCAGUUUUCACAAUGACUGCUUCAGUCUGCUUGACGUGUGUGUUGCUUUGUCUAUCCUGUCUACCAUCGCUUACCGACAGCCGAUCCAUUACGUUAAACGAACCAGAUGAGAAAAAGGAAGUUAACUUGUGGGACGUCGACGUCUAUGCUGAUCCCUGCAAGGCUGCUGGGUUCAGUGGUGAUAUCGCUCUCAGUGAGGAUGAGUUCGAACAGGAGAGAAAUUAUUAUAUUGAAAAAUACCAGAAGAACCACUCGGAACAUAAACACCGACACAGUAAAGAUUCUAAACGUGUUCACCACAGAUCAUCGAGGGCAGCAACUGCUUAUCAAGAACGAAAAUGGCCAUUUGGUGUCAUUCCAUAUGAAAUUGAUGGUAACUUUACAGGUAAAUAG
Messenger RNA from Saccoglossus kowalevskii, 597 nucleotides. Its product is annotated as tolloid-like protein 1. The record is from RefSeq and is a predicted model, not a curated record. Gene Ontology annotation, biological process: proteolysis. Gene Ontology annotation, molecular function: zinc ion binding; metalloendopeptidase activity; calcium ion binding. Lineage: Eukaryota; Metazoa; Hemichordata; Enteropneusta; Harrimaniidae.